Messenger RNA from Notolabrus celidotus (New Zealand spotty), 1473 nucleotides. RefSeq lists its product as uncharacterized. Gene Ontology annotation, biological process: SMAD protein signal transduction; BMP signaling pathway. The transcript is spliced from 2 exons. Gene Ontology annotation, molecular function: cytokine activity. Gene Ontology annotation, cellular component: extracellular region. The record is from RefSeq and is a predicted model, not a curated record. The coding region runs from base 193 to 894 and encodes 233 amino acids. NCBI's taxonomy places the organism in Eukaryota, Metazoa, Chordata, Actinopteri, Labriformes, Labridae.
UGUCAGAGAAAUAAAACAUUCCUCAGCUUCAGAGUGAGACGGCUUCAUUCGGUCCUGACGGUUCCUGUGGCUCUGCACACAAAUUAGAGCUCAGACGGUUUCAGCAGACAGCCAGGUGCAACUUUCAGCAGCUCUCUGACGGGAAAACAAGAGAAGGAUUGGGUUUGAAUCAGAGGAUAAUCCAAACGCAGGAUGAUCCCAGGAGUCUGUUUGGGGUUCUUUAGAGUCCCUCUGUUUCUCCUCCUGCUGAGCUCGGUCUCAGGGUUGUUACAGAUGGAUCACCGCAGAGAUGCAGAUGACAACCAGGAGUUAAAUAAAGCAAUCUUAGAGAUGCUGCAUAUCAACAAAGUGUCUGCGAGCCAUCAGAAUAAACCUCAUCCCUACAUGAGGAAGAUCUACCAGCGCCUGGACUCUCUGGAGGAUCAGGACUUUGAGAGCUCUGAUGGAACGCUGGUGCAGAGCUUCAGGAGUGUUGAUGGUCCGCCUACCGCUCCUCCAGGCUGGAUCUGGUUCAACAUCAGUAGCCUGAGCCCCUCCAUGCUGGGUGCAGAGCUGGUUCUGUUCAGGAAAACCCUGCACCCCCAUGCCCUCAGCGUGACCGUCUCCCUGCACAGCUUCACCUCAUCACAGGACGUUCUGAAGGAGAGCCCCGUCCUGGAGGAGAGGCUGCUGACCCUGGACCAGAGACCACCAUCUGGAUACGAUGUGUUCGACGUGUCGGCCGUCCUGGACGUGAGGCCUGUGGAGGCGGUGGGAUUUCAGCUUCGUUACACGGAUGAGAGCGGGAGUCUGGUCCUCCAUGAAGCUCUGACUCAGAGUCUGUACUGUCUGAACAGAGGGUCUCUGAGAGAACCCUUACUGGUGCUCUACCAGGCUCACCCCCUGCCUGUCUAACACCACAGGGACCACAGUGAGAGCUAAAUGUUUGUUUUAAAGUUUGGGUCAGUUUGUCUGUCAGUUUGGGUGUUGUGACUUUAAGAAAUGUGAACGUAUAAUUUAAACCUUAGUACCUGAAUCUCAUUACCUUGUAGCUUGUAAUGGGUUUGGGAAAUCAUCCAGAAAAAAAUGUAGUCUCUAAAUUAUAAGUGGGGCUGCAUUUUGUUGGAGGUGCAAACAUAUUUACAACACUUCCCUUUAUACUUCUAAAAUAAGCUUAGAAUAGAACUCUAAUAAAAGCAGUAAAGUUGUAACCCGGGUCAGUUAAAGCUCUGAAACGUGAUAAAGCUGAUUUUUCUGAUGCUUUUAUUUUGCCUUCUUUAAGCCAAUUUUGCUUUACUCCCUUCUUGUUAGCGGAUGCUUUUAUUUUGAAAGGACGCCAACUUCCUGUUGAUGGUUGAAACAGCAGGAUUGAGGCUAAACUGUGAUAUAAAGGGUAAACACGUGAAAUAUUUUCUGUUAUAGCAUCCCCUGUAGAGGUUAAAGAUGAAUUCUGACAGAAAUAAGAUGAUAUGAUUAAAACGCUUUGUACUGUAA